AUGCAGAAGUACGGCCACGCUUUGCAUGGGUCAGAUGUUGACGGGCUGCCUCAGUCUUUACUUCCUACAAAAACAUUGUGGAAUUUUCUCACUGCACCAGUCUCCCGGGCUAUUCUGGUGGAUAGCUUUUGGUGGCUCUUUCUCCACUUCUAUCAGCCAAACCCAGAGAUAGAGGAACAGCUGUUUGAUCGUAUUGCAAAGAAUUAUGCUUUCCUCCUCCUUGACUAUCACCAGUUCCACCACCAGGAGGCCUUCAUUGAGGCUUUCCCUUCAUUGCUGAGUCAAGCCUUGUACGUUUGCUUCUGCUCUGGUUUCCCAAGAUCACAUUUCAAUACUGAUGAGUUCAAGACACAGCUUUGUAAUAUAAUUUCAGAAUGGAUGGCAGGCACACGACCAAUCCCAAGAAGUUAUGCUCACUGGGACUACUCCCAGUUGGAACCGGAGAGAUUCAAGAUGAGCAACCUGGAGUCACCAAAAGGGAAGCACGGAAAUA
This is a messenger RNA of Tinamus guttatus (white-throated tinamou), 493 nucleotides long. Lineage: Eukaryota; Metazoa; Chordata; Aves; Tinamiformes; Tinamidae. The record is from RefSeq and is a predicted model, not a curated record.